AUGGAGCAACCUCCGCCAUGCAAUGAAUAUGAUACAACCAAGUCACCGGAAACCACCGGAGAAAAUUGCCCCGAACCCAUCGUCCGACAAGGUGGCACGAGGCACCCAGUGUACCGGGGUGUUCGAAAACGACGGUGGGGCAAAUGGGUGUCCGAAAUCCGGGAACCCCGAAAGAAGACUCGCAUAUGGCUAGGUUCUUUUCCGGCGCCGGAGAUGGCUGCCCGAGCAUAUGACGUCGCCGCAUAUUGCCUCAAAGGACAUAAAGCGCAGCUUAAUUUUCCGAACGAGGUGGAGCUCUUACCCCGGCCUCUCACUAGUGCGGCUAGAGACAUUCAGGCGGCUGCAGCACUGGCGGCAAAGGCGGUGGUGGCGGCGGAGAAGAAGAGCGAUGCACCGUACGGUGACAGUGUUGAUGAUUUCUGGGGUGAAAUUGAGUUGCCGGAGCUGGUGGUUGGUGGGACAGAAUUCUUGUCUGAGAGCGUUAGUGAUUAUUUGCCUGAUAUCGUGGUGUCGGAAUUCUUGAGGCGGGACGUUCUCGGGUGAUGCCACGUCGAUUGAUGGAUAGACUUUCAAUCAUAUGCCCUUGGUUUGUGCGGGAAUUGUUUGACGAGCAAUAGGAUGCAUAUAAGUAAAGUGUCUGUGCCAGCCAGGCUUAGGUUUGAGGCAAUAUUGGCGCGCAUUUGGAUGAGAAAGAGAUUGUAGGAAGCAAAGAAAAGAAAAUUGGGUUAAUUGACAUGUUUUGAGCAAGCACAAAACAGUGAGAUUGAGGCCUAACAGCUGAAGUUGUCACUAGAGCAGCAAAAGCAGUCUACUAGCUAGGCCUACAUUACAUAAUAGUGGUGUUUAAUUGUAUGUUGUCCCAACACUAGCUUGUACUAGUCCUUUUUUGCUAAUGAUAAUAAUUUUCAAUUUUUAGUGUC
Messenger RNA from Cornus florida, 920 nucleotides. RefSeq names its product ethylene-responsive transcription factor ERF023-like. The record is from RefSeq and is a predicted model, not a curated record. Gene Ontology annotation, molecular function: DNA-binding transcription factor activity; DNA binding. Lineage: Eukaryota; Viridiplantae; Streptophyta; Magnoliopsida; Cornales; Cornaceae. Gene Ontology annotation, biological process: regulation of DNA-templated transcription. The transcript has 2 exons. The coding region runs from base 1 to 543 and encodes 180 amino acids.